AAAGCUUCCAUUCCAAUGUCACACUUCAGUCAGCAGAGAAACUGUGGUGGGGAAAGCCCCUUUGCCGAUAAGGUAUGUGGGAAAAUGGUCAGCCACAAAUCCAAUCUUACUGAGCAUAAGUAUUUUCAUACUAGAGAGAAACCUUUUGAAUGCAUUGAAUGUGGGAAAGCCUUUAGCCAAAAGCAGUAUGUCAUUAAACAUCAGAACACCCAUACUGGACAGAAGCUUUUUGAAUGUAAUGAUUGUGGGAAGUCCUUCAGCCAGAAGGAGAACCUCCUUACCCAUCAGAAAAUUCACACUGGAGAGAAACUUUUUGAGUGCAAAGAUUGUGGGAAAACUUUCAUACAGAAAUCAAACCUCAUCAGACACCAGAGAACUCACACCGGAGAGAAGUCAUCCAUAUGUAAACAGUGUGGGAAAAUGUUUACUGGCAAAUCAACUCUUACUGAGCAUGAGAAAAUUCAUAUUGGAGAAAAACCCUUUAAAUGUAAUGAAUGUGGAACAGCUUUUGGCCAGAAGAUGUACCUCAUAAAUCAUCAAAACAUUCACACUGGAGAGAAAUCCUAUGAAUGUAAUGAAUGUGGAAAAGUCUUCUCUCAGCGAAGAUCACUUAUUGUACAUGUGAGAAUUCAUUCAGGUGAUAAACCUUAUGAAUGCAAUGUAUGUGGAAAAGCUUUCUCUCAGAGUUCUUUUCUCACAGUGCAUGUGAGAAGCCAUACAGGUGAGAAGCCUUAUGGUUGUAAUGAAUGUGGGAAAGCUUUCUCACAGUUCUCAACCCUAGCCCUGCAUUUGAGAAUACACACAGGUAAGAAGCCUUAUCAAUGUAGUGAAUGUGGAAAAGCUUUCAGCCAGAAGUCACAGCAUAUUAGACAUCAGAAAAUUCAUACUCACUAAGACCUGUAAAUAGCUUCAAAAUGGGAAACAUGCACC
This is a messenger RNA of Chinchilla lanigera (long-tailed chinchilla), 930 nucleotides long. RefSeq names its product zinc finger protein OZF-like. Gene Ontology annotation, molecular function: DNA-binding transcription factor activity, RNA polymerase II-specific; RNA polymerase II cis-regulatory region sequence-specific DNA binding. Gene Ontology annotation, biological process: central nervous system development; regulation of transcription by RNA polymerase II. The coding region runs from base 16 to 894 and encodes 292 amino acids. The transcript has a single exon. The record is from RefSeq and is a predicted model, not a curated record. Lineage: Eukaryota; Metazoa; Chordata; Mammalia; Rodentia; Chinchillidae. Gene Ontology annotation, cellular component: nucleus.